Tyto alba (common barn owl) is the source of this 14483-nucleotide messenger RNA. It is a transcript of the gene ATM, whose product is annotated as ATM serine/threonine kinase. NCBI's taxonomy places the organism in Eukaryota, Metazoa, Chordata, Aves, Strigiformes, Tytonidae. The coding region runs from base 345 to 9554 and encodes 3069 amino acids. The transcript is spliced from 63 exons. The record is from RefSeq and is a predicted model, not a curated record. Gene Ontology annotation, biological process: DNA repair. Gene Ontology annotation, molecular function: protein binding; protein serine/threonine kinase activity.
GCCGCGCAUCCGCUUCCAGGUCCGCCCGCGGCAGCCGCCGCCGUACGCGUGCUGCGCGCCUCUCCGCGCCGGUGGGAAGCGGGAGGUGCGCGGUGCGCGUGUACCGCAGCCACCGGCCGUUCUCCCCGGCCGGCUCCCGCCGCCCGCCAGGCCGCUUGGAGGUGGACCCGCACCGGGCCGCGGUGGCGGCGCUGCCUCCGCACCCGAGGCUCCGCGGCCCUGAGGGGCUGCGCGGCCUUCCCUGGCCCGGGCUGGGGUCUCGGUGGGAGCGUGGCGAGCCCGGCCCUCAGCCCCGCCGUCCGCGGGCGGCUGAGAUACACAUUACUGUUCUGUUAAACUGAACCAUGAGUCUUGCAUUACAUGAUCUGCUCAUUUGUUGUCGUCGCCUUGAAAAUGAAAAAGCUGUGGAGCGAAGGAAGGAAAUUGAAAAUUUCAAGCGACUUCUCCGUGAUUCUGAAACAGUUCUCCAGCUGGAUCGGAAUUCUGAUUCUAAACAAGGAAAGCAACUCAACUGGGAUGCUGUAUUUAGCGUCUUGCAGAAGUAUUUCCAGAAAGAAAUGAAAAACCUGCAGCUGACGAAACCAAAUGCAUCUGCUUCAACCCAAACUACCAGACAGAAAAAGAUGCAAGAAGUUGGAAGUUUGGUCAAAUUUUUCAUCAGAUGUGCUAAUAAAAGAGGACCCAGACUGAAAUGUCAGGAACUUCUGAUUUACGUCAUGGAAAUUAUAAGAGAUCCAACGAGUUGUGCUGCUUAUGGAUCUGACUGUAGUAGUAUACUCCUAAAAGAUAUCCUUUCAGUAAGGAAAUACUGGUGUGAGAUAUCCCAACAGCAGUGGUCAGAGUUACUGAUUUUGUAUGGCCAAUUGUACCUCAAACCUUCUGGGAAGAUCAAUAGAGUCUUGGUGGCUAGGAUAAUUCACACACUUACGAGAGGGUACUGCUUCCAAAGUGAUGGUUUGAAUUCUGAUAUGUUUAUCUUCUUUUCAAAAGUAAUGCAGUGUGCAAGGCAGGAGAAGAAUACUGCAGGCCUGGAUCAUAUUGUUGGAGCAAUGAAUAUCUUCUGCAAUAAGUUUGCUGUCAACUGUCGCAUACGGAUUUGUAAAGUAGGCGAAGAAAUUUUGCCUACAGUGCUUUAUAUAUGGACUCAAUAUAGACCAAACGAUUCCCUGAAGGAAUCAAUAAUUGAGUUAUUUCAUCUCCAAGUUCGUAUUCAUCAUCCAAAGGGUGCAAAAACUCAGGGAAAAGGUGCCUAUGACUCAACAAAAUGGCAAACUAUCUUACAUAACUUGUAUGAUUUGCUGGUGAAUGAAAUAAAUCUCAUCAGUAGUAGAGGAAAGUAUUCUUCAGGCUCACGUAAUAUUGCUGUAAAAGAGAAUUUGAUUGAGUUAAUGGCUGAUAUUUGUCAUCAGGUUUUUACAGAGGAUACCAAAGUUCUGGAAAUUACUCAGUCAUACACUGUUUCACAAAGAGAAUCCAGUGAGGAAACAGUCCCAAGCAAGCGCAGGAAGAUUGAAUUAGGCUGGGAGGUAAUUCGAGACAACCUUCAAAGAUCCCAGAAGGAUUUUGAUGUCAUACCUUGGUUACAGAUUACAGCUCAAUUAAUAUCGAAGUAUCCCAUGAGUCUUCCUAACAGUGAGCUACCUCCCUUGCUCAAUGUACUUCACCAGUUACUGCCUCAGCAGCGCCGAGGAGAAAGGACCCCAUACGUGCUGAAGUGUCUUAGAGAGGUAGCUCUGUGUCAAAACCAGAAAACUGAUUUGAAAAGCACCCACAAGUUGGAGCUCCAGAGAACUUGGGCAAAGAUUUGGUCUCUUACCGUUCGUAGCAUAAGUUUCCAGCAAAUUGAAGUGGAGAACUUUGGGCUACUUGGAGCUAUGAUUCAAGGAAACCUUGUUGUAACAGAUAAAGAACUCUGGAAGAUAUUUUCAGGACCUGCAUGCAAACCUUCAAGUUCUGCUGUGUGUUGUUUGUCAUUAGUGAUGUCUGCCUAUUCAGUGCCAGAAAAUUUGGAUGUAGGAAUGGAACAGAACAAUUGUGAAAGAAAUCUGGAUUCUGUGUUAAAGGAGGCAAUAAUGAAAUGGCUACUGUCCUGCUAUUUGGAAGAAGAAAUGGAAGAAUGUGUAGAGUUGCCUUCUGUGCUUUGCAGUGAUUUUCCUCAUCUUAUAUUGCAAAAAAUUCUUGUGAGCCUUACAAUGAAGAACUGUAGAGCUGCCAUGAUUUUUUUCCAAAAUGAUGCUAAAUGUGUGCAACACUUGCAAGGGAAAGAAGAAAACCGUUUUUCUGAUGUUGAAGAGCUGUAUUUGCAGACAACGUUUGAUGAAAUGGAUAUGUUCACUGACUUUGCAGUAAAUGUUGCAGAUAUAAAUGUGACUAGUUCAAGACUUGCCAUCAACCAAAAUCUUAGGGAAGCACUGGAGUACUGUCUUUCAGCAAUGUCAGAAAAGCUUUUAAGCAACUAUGCUCCUAAGUUUAAGGUUGUUGCUGCAGAACACCUUGUUCGAUGUGUCAGUCUCUUGAUUGGCGUUCUUGGUUGCUAUUGCUACAGUGGUAUAUUUAAAGAAGAGGAUGCCUGUAAAUCAGAGUUGUUCCAGAAUGCUAGGUCUCUCAUUCAUUAUGCUGGAGAAAGCAUUUCUCAGUGUAAAAACAAACUAAAUGAAGAUGCCCAGGUCAACUCACUGAGGACUUUGAUAAUGCAGUGUACGAAAUGUUUAUGCAAUUGUACCAAGAACAGUGCUAGUAAAAUGCUGUCUAACAUAUUCCUGCGUUUGUUAACAUCAAAAUUUAUGAAUGAUCUCGUAGAUAUUUGCAAAAAUCUGAUGACAUUUACUGGAAAACCUAGUGAACUGGGAGAAGUGGAUCUAGUGAGGAAUGAUCCUGAGGAGAGUAUAGUGGAAGUAGAUAACCAGGUAUCUGAUGAUCUAUUUGAUGAUCAUUCAGUGACUGACAUCAGUGAUACAAAUGAAUCUGUUGAGAUGCAAAAUGUAACAGGUGCUUUGAGCCCAUUAGCUGAAGAACAGUUGACUAAGCAGGAUUUACUUCUCCUUGAAAUUCUGAGGUUCUUGUGUAUUUGUGUAACUACAGUCCAAAUUCAGACAGUGAGCUUCCGAGCCUCUGAUAUACGGAGGAAGCUGUUAAUGCUUACUGAUGGCAGUGUCUUUGAUAGUGCUAAGCCACUGCAUCUGCACAUGUACUUGGUCCUUUUGAAGGAGCUCCCUACUGAAGAACACCUCUUGCCUGAAGAUGAUGUUCUUAUGCUUCUUAGGCCCCUUUCUUCUGUGUGUUCUUUGUACCGUCGAGAUCAAGAAGUUUGUAAAGUAAUUCUAAAUAAUUUGCUUCCUACAGCAGUAGUGUUGGCCCAGUCCAACACACAUGCUGAAGAGACAGGACAUGCCCAAGGACAAUUUUUGACAGUUGUUGGAGCCUUUUGGCAUUUAGCUCAAGGAGGGAAAUGCACAGCACCGGUGAGAGUGGCCCUUUUAAACUGCAUGAAAGCUCUGCUUGAGGCUGAUCCUCAUUGCAAGUGGGCGAUCCUUAAUGUGAUAAAUGAAGAUUUACCUGUGAGUGAUGCUUUCCCACAUUUUCUCGCAGAUAGUCACCAUCAAGUUCGCAUUCUUGCUGCAAAGUCAAUUACCAGUUUGUUUCAAGAUGUGAAACAGAGAGAUUCUUCUGGAAUGUCAAAACCUCUUCCAUUGAAGCUCCAGCAGAAGGCUUUUGAGAAUGCAUAUCUCAAAGUUCAGGAAGGAAUGAGAAAUCUGGUCAGGGAUGAUGCAAGUCCUGAAGAUCUUUUGGACAAACAGUGUAAUGGAAAAGCGGUUUUACUGAUGCUUAUAACCAUGGUUCUGUGCUGCAGUCCAGUCUGUGAAAAGCAAGCUUUGUUUGCUAUUUGCCAGUCUGUGAAAGAGAACGGAUUAGAACCUCACCUUGUGAAAAAGGUUUUGAAAAAAGUGUCUGACAUUUUCGGCUAUAAAAGUAUAGAAGACUUUAUGACGUCACAUUUAGACUAUUUGGUGAUGGAGUGGCUGAAAAUAAGCGACAGUGGAUAUAGCCUGUCUGCUUUUCCUUAUGUUCUUCUGAACUAUACUAACCUUGAGGAAUUCUACAUGUCUUGUUAUAAAGUUUUGGUUCCACACCUGGUGAUUAGAAGUCAAUUCGAAGAUGUGAAAUCACUUGCCAACAAGAUUGAAAAAGACUGGAGGCAGGUUCUAGCAGACUGUUUUCCAAAGAUACUUGUGAAUAUCCUCCCGUAUUUUGCCUGUCAAAACCAUGGAAAGGAUGAAGUGGCAGACCAAAGAGAUACUGCUUCUAAAGUCUAUGACAUGCUUAAGGAUGAAAACUGCUUAGGAAAACAGCAAAUUGACAGUUUAUCUCAUAAUAACUUACCAGAGAUUGUGGUUGAACUGUUGAUGACCUUACAUGAACCACGUGAUACUAUGCUGGAAGAUGGAGCUCAUCUAGGUAAAUAUAUAAGGGAACUGGAUCCUGCUCCUAAUCCUCCUCAUUUUCCAUCUUAUGUCAUUAAGGCAACCUUGGACUAUAUUAGCAACUGUCAUAAAAGCAAAUUAAAAAGUCUUGUAGCAGUUCUUUCUAAAAGCCCUGAUUCAUUCCAGAAAAUCCUUCUAGCCCUUUGUAAGCAUGCGUCAGAUACAAACAACAUUUAUAAGAAACACAGAGUUCUUAUAAUUUAUCACUUGUUUGUUAGUCUGUUACUUAAAGAGAUAAAAGAUGGUUUAGGAGGAGCAUGGGCUUUUGUCCUCCGAGAUGUAAUUUACACCCUGAUUCACCACAUCAAUAGCAGACCUGUUGUUAUCAGAGAAAUAUCCAUGCGCAGCUUUUCACUCUGUUGUGAUCUUCUUCAUCAUGUUUGCCACACAGCAGUUACAUGUUGCAAGGAUGCUCUAGAGAGCCACCUUCAUGUUAUUGUAGGAACCCUCAUACCUCUUGCCAUGGACCAGCCUGAGAUUCAGGAACAGGUCCUAGGCUUGUUGAAGUAUCUGGUGAUAGAUAAUAAGAAUAGUGAAAAUCUCUACCAAGCAAUCAAAUGCUUAGAUCCUUUUCCUGAAUAUCCUGCUUUUAAAGAUUUGCGAGCAACUCAACAGGAAAUAAAAUACAGUAAAGGACCAUAUGCUCUUUUGGAGGAAAUUAAUCACUUUCUCUCAGUUGGUGUUUGUGAUUCACUGCCCUUAACACGACUUGAAGGACUGUAUUAUUUACGCAAACAGUUGGAACAAUAUAAAGACCAGAUGAAAGAUCUGCUGAAAAAUUUCCAGGAAAAGCCAGAAGAUUCUGUAGUAGUGAAAUUGGUGGUGAGCUUACUGCAGCUGUCCAAGAUGGCAGUUAACCAUACAGGUGAAAAAGCAGUGCUGGAGGCUGUUGGAAGUUGCUUGGGAGAAAUUGGUCCCAUGGAUUUCUCCACCAUAGCUCUUCAGCGUGCUGAAAAUGCACUGGAUUCUAAAGCAGUGGACUUACUUGAAGAUAGAAAACUUCAAUGGGUCUUCAUAAUGUUAACUCAAAUAAAUACUGCUUUAACAGAUAAUUGUAUUGAUGUUAGAGCUGCUGCUGUUUCCUGUUUGAAAAACAUAUUAGCUACCAAGUCUGGCAGUGAAUUUUGGGAAGUUUAUAAAAAUAAAGCUGAUCCCAUGUUAAUCUAUCUACAGCCUUUUCGAAUGUCUAGGAAAAAGUUUUUUGUAGUACCUGCUAAUGAUACAGAGGCUCCUUUAGAAACUUUGGAUGACACAAACCUGUGGAUUCCUCUGGGAGAAAGUCAUGAGACCUGGAUCAAGCGCUUAACUAGUUCAAUACUGGACACUGGAGGUGUGCAAAAUGAAGUUCUCCAGUUAAUGAAGCCGCUAUGUGAGGUGAAAACAGAUUUGUGUCAAACUUUGCUUCCAUACCUGAUUCAUGAUAUCCUUCUUCAUGACUCAGAUGAAUCUUGGAGAAAUCUUUUGUCGGUUCAUAUCCAGAAGUUUUUUACAGCCUGUUGCAGAUUUGUCUCAUCUAGUAGAACUUCUACACCUCCAAAUUCUGAUUCAGAGCAAGAAACCCAUAAUUUUAGAAGUUUGGAUAAAGUAUCUCGACGAGCCAUGCUUGCUGUUGUUGAUUACCUAAGAAGACAAAAGAGAUCUGUUUCAGGUACAGUUUUUGAUGACAGCUUCUGGCUGGAUCUGAAUUAUCUUGAGGUUGCUAUAGCAGCACAGUCUUGUGCUGCUCACUUCACAGCCUUGCUCUAUGCAGAAAUCUACGCAGACAAGACAAAUAUAGACAAACAGCAAGAAAGGUCAUCUUUUAAAGCAGCUAAGAGCUUGACAUUUGAAGAAGAAAGUCAAAGAACAACUAUUACUAUUUUGAAUGAAAAAAGUAAAGAAGAAAGUGGCAUAAGUUUACAGGACCUUCUCAUGGAGAUAUAUAGAAGCAUUGGAGAACCUGACAGUCUCUAUGGCUGUGGUGGAGGAAGAAUGUUACAGCCAUUAGCACGGAUAAGAACGUAUGAGCAUGAAGCAGUAUGGGAGAAAGCCCUUGUAACAUAUGACCUUGAGGCAAGCCUCUCUCCAUCUACUUGCCAGGCAGGAAUAAUAGAGGCUCUGCAGAAUUUUGGGCUUUGCCACACUCUUUCCAUGUACUUAAAAGGACUGGAACAUGAAAACACUGAGUGGUGUGUGGAACUACAGGAAAUACGCUACCAGGCAGCAUGGAGGAAUAUGCAGUGGGGCCACAUCUCUUCUGUCAAGGAUAAGACAGAAAGACCAGGGUACCAUGAAUCACUGUAUGAUGCUCUUCAGUCUUUACGAGAUAAGGAGUUCUCGGCUUUCCAUGACAGUCUUAAAGAUGCCAGAGUGAAUGAAGUAGAAGAGCUGUGCAAAGGCAGUCUUGAGUCUGUUUAUUCAUUAUAUCCAACUCUUUGCAGACUACAGCUAAUUGGAGAGUUGGAAAACAUAGGUUUGAUGUUCUCCAGAUCUGUCACUACUCAACAACUGGAUGAUAUUUAUUUGAAAUGGCAGAGACAGUCCCAACUUCUCAAGGACAGUGACUUCUGUUUCCAGGAACCUAUCAUGGCUCUGCGCACUGUAAUUUUGGAGAUCUUGCUUGAAAAGGAGAAUGAAAAUACCAAAAGAGAAUGUAUUAAAGACAUCCUGACCAAACAUCUAGUGGAGCUCUCUAGGUUGGCAAGAACUGCUAAAAAUACACAGCUUCCAGAAAGAGCUAUGUUUCAGAUCAAACAACACAAUCCAGCAGGAUGUGGAGUUUCUGAAUGGCAACUAGAAGAAGCUCAGGUUUUCUGGGCUAAAAAGGAAGAGAGCCUUGCACUGAAUAUUCUUAAAAAGAUGAUAAAAAAAUUAGAUGCAGAUUGGUUUCAGGUUGAGAAUGAUCCUCAUCUGAAAUUGAUGUAUACAGAGUGUCUGAGGCUAUGUGGAACCUGGUUAGCAGAAACAUGCUUGGAAAACCCUACAGUCAUCAUGCAGAAAUACUUAGAAAAGGCUGUGGAAAUUGCUGCAAGCCACAGUGGAGACAGCAGUGAUGAGCUGAAGAAAGGAAAGAUGAAGGCUUUCCUGUCUUUGGCUCGUUUCUCAGAUAAUCAGUACCAGCAAAUUGAGAAUUAUAUGAAAUCUUCAGAGUUUGAAAAUAAGCAGGCAUUACUGAAGAAGGCCAAAGAGGAGGUCGGUCUUCUCAGGGAGCGUAGAGUUCAGACAAAUAGAUACACAGUGAAGGUUCAGCGAGAACUUGAACUGGAUGAAUGUGCCAUACAUGCCCUAACUGAGGAUCGUAAACGUUUUUUAUGUAAAGCAGUGGAGAAUUAUAUCAACUGUUUACUAAGUGGAGAAGAACAUGAUAUGUGGAUCUUCCGACUCUGUUCCCUGUGGCUUGAAAAUUCUGGAGUCAGUAGAGUUAAUGAAAUGAUGAAGAAAAAUGCAGGGAAGAUCCCUUCAUACAAGUUUUUGCCUCUGAUGUACCAGCUGGCUGCUCGGAUGGGAACCAAGAUGAUGGGUGGUUUAGGAUUUCAUGAAGUUCUGCAUAAUCUAAUGUCUAGAAUUUCACUGGAUCAUCCACAUCAUACUUUGUUUAUAAUCUUAGCCUUGGCAAAUGCUAACAAAGAUGAACUCCUCACAAAACCAGAUGCAAUAAGAAGAAAUAAGUUAAUUAAAAAUGCCCCGAAAGAAAUCUCCCAGCUUGAUGUGGACAGAAUGGAGGCUGCUAGCAAUAUAAUCAAUAUCGUAAGAAAAAGGAGAGCUCUUAUGGUGAGAAAUGUUGAAGCGCUUUGUGAUGCCUACAUCACAUUAGCAAAUGUAGAUGCUACUCCAUGGAAAUCUCAAAGAAAAGGAAUAAGUAUUCCAGCUGACCAGCCAAUUACUAAACUGAAGAAUUUGGAGGAUGUCGUUGUUCCUACAAUGGAAAUUAAGGUGGAUCCCACGGGACGAUACGAAAAUUUGGUGACAAUAAGGUCUUUUAAGCCAGAAUUUCGCCUAGCAGGAGGCCUAAAUCUGCCUAAAAUAAUAGACUGUGUAGGAUCAGAUGGUAAAGAAAGGAGGCAGCUGGUUAAGGGGCGUGAUGACCUGAGACAAGAUGCUGUUAUGCAGCAGGUUUUCCAGAUGUGCAAUACAUUGCUCCAGCAAAACACUGAAACACGGAAGAGAAAAUUAACUAUCCGAAGGUACAAGGUGGUUCCCCUCUCUCAGAGGAGUGGUGUUCUUGAGUGGUGCUCAGGUACAACUCCCAUCGGGGAGUUUCUUGUGAAUGUUGAAGAAGGAGCUCACAAGAGAUACAGGCCAAAAGAUUAUUCCAGUUAUCAGUGUCAGAAAAUAAUGAUGGAUGCACAGAAGAAACAUUCUGAAGAGAAAUACAACAUCUUCAUGAAAGUCUGUGAGAACUUCCAGCCUGUGUUUCGUUAUUUCUGCAUGGAAAAGUUCCUGGAUCCAGCCGUGUGGUUUGAAAAACGAUUGGCAUACACUCGCAGUGUGGCUACCUCUUCUAUAGUUGGCUACAUUCUUGGACUUGGAGACAGACAUGUUCAGAAUAUCUUGAUAGAUGAACAAACGGCAGAACUAGUGCAUAUAGAUCUGGGGGUUGCUUUUGAGCAAGGUAAGAUCCUUCCCACACCAGAGACUGUUCCAUUUAGGCUAACCAGGGACAUUGUGGAUGGAAUGGGUAUUAGUGGAGUAGAAGGAGUCUUCAGAAGAUGCUGUGAGAAAACAAUGGCUGUUAUGAGAAAUUCUCAAGAAGCUUUGCUGACUAUUGUAGAGGUGCUGCUCUAUGAUCCUCUUUUUGACUGGACCAUGAACCCCUUGAAAGCUUUGUAUUUGCAGCAGAGACCGGAGGAUGAAGCUGACAUGAACUCUACACUCAAUUCUGAUCCACAAGAAUGUAAAAGAAAAAACAGCAGUGAUGACCAGAGUUUUAACAAAGUGGCUGAGCGUGUUCUGAUGAGACUUCAGGAGAAGCUGAAAGGUGUUGAGGAGGGAACAGUGCUCAGUGUGGGAGGGCAGGUGAACCUCCUCAUACAGCAGGCCAUGGACCCUAAAAAUCUGAGCCGGCUCUUUCCUGGAUGGAAACCCUGGGUGUGACUUGGGAGGAUCCAGCACAUUUUUAGAAGAAACCUAUUUUUUUUAUGCAGCAAGUGUCUUUAACAUUUCAUACUGGUAUUUCACAAUUAAAACUUCUAUCAGGAGCAAACAUGAAGGCUUAUGCAUCUUAGUAUUCGGUGGAUGUUUUGGGUUCCUUUUUCAAUAAUGUGUUACCAAGAAACCAUUUUUUGUCCAUUUAUGUUCACCAUACAGUAUAAAACACUAUCCAGUGCUUUGAUGUUCCUUGUGACCUGCAGGGACUUUGCUUGGGCGUUCUGGGUGCGUUACCUUCUUAAAGCCUGAGAUUCAUCACUUUUGUGUAUAUGUUAAACAGCUGGAGUCUUGUAUAUAAUAAUUCCACAUGGCAACAGGACCAUGUAGAAUGGAUGAUUAACAACCAGGAGUCAUGAAGUAACUAUCUAAAUUGCAUUUCAAAAUGGGGGGGUUAUACUUUAAAGAUAAUGCUACAGUGAAUAUAAAAGAAAACCAGAGAACCUCAGUUUUAAUGAACCGAGGGUUCUUGGGGUUGGUUUUUUUCAGCUUAGUUAAAUGGACAUUUCUUUAUAUAGAUAUGGACUUUGAGCCAAGUAUAAUAUGGCUGCUAUUUUUCCUGUUGUAAAUGAAAUUAUGUUGGUACUUCUUUUGAUAACAUUUCUGUAAUAGUAUAAACCAAUAGAAAUUAUUUAGUUUAUGUAGCUCAAACUUCCUUGAUAAAAUGGACUGGCUAUACAGUGAAGCUUAGCAUACCAGAUAUGCCUCUAAAGCAGAGUCAUUCUGUAUCUGGAAUAAACACCUGUUGGAAACACUGAAGUUUUAUUCUGAGCACAAAAAUCUCAUUCUGAUUGCCUGCAGUUUUACAGAAGACAUUUCUCCUUCUUAAGUAAAAAGACCUCCUAUAAUUGGAUAGUCAAUGAAUAUGGAUAAUAGAAUCCACUCAAAUAACAGUCUCACUGGUGUAUUUAACAAAUCUUCAUGAAUCAUCUUUAUAUUUAAAAAUGUGAAUAAAAUUUGGCAUACUCACAUUAUCUUACAGUUUAUGUAUUUUCACAGCAGUAUAAGUGAUGCAUUUCUGUUCUAAUUAGCAUUUCACUGAUUUUUAUUUGUACAGUUUUCCCUCAGUUUUUAUGCUCCAUCUUUGUUUUAUAAGUUAAUGUCAACAUGACAAGAUGAGUCUUUUGUAUCAAGUUUACAUGAAGCUGACAUAAAUUUCUGUUGCUCCUUGGAACCAAAAGCGCAUCCUGGCUUUUCUGUGGGGAAGAGCUCUCAUGCAGGGAUACCGUGAUUUGUUCUCUGAAAAUGAAACUUAACUGACAGAGCAUGCACUCUGUAUGAGAAAAGGGAGAGAAGUCCUACCAAACAAUUGCAGAAUGGCAGGCAGGAAAGGACAAAACAAAAAGCACUUAAGGAAUUUUUAUUUUUAAGCAGAGUCUUAAAAAUAUCUGGUAGUAUUUCUGGAAUUUUUUCUCAUGCUUCUUCUAGAGUAAGUUUAAGCAUUUAGACAUUUUGGGGGUUAUUUAAUACUAAAACUCUAGCUACUAUAUAGAUGAAUACUGCAUAAAAGCACUUGGCAGAUCCUGUCCUUUCUUUAUGAGUUACUGAUGCUCCACUUUAAAAGGAAUGUUUUUAUCAUGAUGGGCUGCAAUUUAGGUUUUUUACUUACAGCAGACAGUGAAACAUUAAUAUAAUUGUCUCAGCAAAGUCUAACUUCAGAGGAAAUAAUUAUCCCUCUGCAUUGUUCUUAACUUGGUGUUUAGUGCCUAGACUUUGAAUGUCCAUACAUUUUCAUUGUUCAGGCUGAAUGAAACACAGAUAAAAAUGCAUGUAAAUACUGUAAAUGUAAUUGAAACCUGCUUAGAUUAUUUGCAAGCUCCUGUAGCAGUGGAGCACCAGUUAGCUGACAAACAUAUGAAAACAGUUUGAAUUAUUAACAAACCUUAGUCUCCAAAACACUCAAAAUCAACGUGACACAGUCCUGUUACUAUGAGAUCUUAGUUCAACUAAUCUCACAUUCGUGAGAUAAUUGUCAUCCAUGCAAAGCCUCAUGUAGCCACAUGACAACCAUCAGAGACUGUGCUUUAUUUUGUGUUCCAGUAAUACCUUAAUUUUUAAAAGUCAAAAUUAGAAAGUGAAUGGUCUGCAAAAAUGUGUCAUCUGUAGUUACACACUUUCCUUCAAUAAGAAUAGAAAUGUUAAACCUGGAUGGAAAUGCUUUUUAAUUCUGAACAAUGGUUUUGUCACAAAUGCUACUACAGAUGGGAAGAUGGAAUAGUAUUUGGGAGCCUCAAAUAUAUUUUUUAUAGUAGUAAGCUAGAAAUAUGUGAGACAGGUCAAUUUUGCCUCUUUAACAUUAUUUUUUUUUCUUGGAAUGCAUUUUAGUAAUUUUAAACAUUUACAUUUAGAAAAUAUAAUUUCUAGGAAAAAUGAACCUGUGAUCUAGUAUAAUGGGGAAAAGUUUUUAAACAACAAAAUCUUUAUUUGAAAUUGUCUUUUUCUGGUGAAAUGUCUGUUAGACAAAUGUCCUCAGGAGUAUGGACUGUAAAAAAGUUAAGUGUUAGCAGGUAAUCCAAUCUGAACUACAGACCUUGACUGAACUUUUCUAUCAGCAAGGAACUCUGUCUCAUGAAUAGGGAUCAAGGCAUCACAGGCAGAUUAAACUGGCCGUCUGGUGAGGUGCAUCCAAUUUAAAUAAAACAAGGAUGUCAGUCUUCAUGAGUUUCAGAUUUGAAACCUGUUUUUCUUACAGAUAAAACCACCCGAAAGUAAUUUUUUUCAGUAUCUGUGAAUUAAUUAGGUUGCAGUUCUGUUACUAUGAAAGCCUUGAGUUUAUAAAAAGUAUUCACUAUCACUAAAUGUUUUCGAGUGCACUAAAAUGUUAGGCUUCAUAUUUUCAGGGGAUAAUGCACUCUAUUAUACGUGGUUAGUGAUUGUUUUCUUCAUUAAUACUGUUAUUCCAUACCUGCAGAAGUGGUAAUGCUUCAACAACAAAGGGUCAAUAAAGAUACCUUUGUAAACAGGUGAUUCCAAAAUCUUCCUGGGGAAUUUGGUUGUGUGAUUGGUAAGGGAUGACACUGUAUGGUUUUACUGCUACUUUCAUCCCUGUGAAUUUAAAACUAAAACAAGGCAGUCGAGUUUUCUUGUAGAACCUGUAGAUAGCCUGAAACAGCUCUUGGGGAGAGAUUACCUCAUACUAGUGCUUAAUGAUGACACAAAUAUUAGCAUUAAAUAGAUUUGUUCAUUUCAGCAGGUAGGCUGAAGAGUGAAACCACAGCGAGAAAGCUGGGAAGUGUGUAGGGGAGGGUUCAGGUUCUCUUCCCACCACAUUUCAAAGUCUUUACCUGUAUCCUAAUUAUAUGAGAAGACUAAUGUGUUGUUCACAUAAUGCAUGUGCCCAUCAUCUGUGCUGCAUGUUAACACUGUAAGUACACCUGUACCUCAGCUUUCAGAGCUGCACAGUGAAUAAUGUCAGCCAUAUUUCUAAGGGCACACACAGCUUCUGCUCUCCCUGCUCCCUCAUUCUUUCCUCCACAAAAAUGUGGUGCAAAGUGACUACACCCUUGCCUGCCCAGGAGAGUUCCCACUGUAGCCUCCAUAGCUGUUCCUCCCUCUACCCACUCCCAUUUUGCCAAACAACACACAACAUAAAACAGGCUUGAGCUUAGUGGCUUGCCUUGGUUGCUGAAUGCCACCUAUUCUGGAUGCGAAGCAAAAAGGAUUAUAGAAAAUGAAACUACCUAUAGAAGAUCCCCCUUUUGAAGGGACUUCUCUUCUUGGAUUGAGUUGUGCAGAAGUCCUACACUCUUAAAAAUUCCUCAGCCAUGUUGCACUGAGUCUCCCCUGCAGUUUCUAGGAUGAAGCAGUGUUGCAAUACGGGUGCUCUGUGGUGACUGCUGCUCGAAGGUUGGCUGUUAACUAGCAGAAUUUGAAGUAGUACUAUUUUUUUCUUCACAGACAGGUUUUUUCUGUAGUUGAAACGGAACUGAAACGGUGCUGGGCAUGCUCCUCAUACACUCACGCAUCAAGAAUGCAAGAAUAAGAGAAGGAAGGGGUGGAAGGAGAGAAGGAGAGAGGCACUCUGCAUGCUUUUCUAACUAUUGCAAAAUAAAGUUUUCAGAUCUCUAGUCCCAGGCCAUGUGCUGUUUGGCUGUGGCUCUGGAUUAUAAUGAAUCCUUAAUAGUUUCUUUGAUAAAAUCCUUAAUGCUAGUUACUGCUAAAUCACCUCGCUGUUCCCAGAGUACUGUUCUACCAGUGCAGGAAAAUCUUGCCAUAGAGAACACAGGAAUUUUUUAGUACCUUGAUCUGGUCACCCAAGGCCCCUGUUUUGCACCCCCACACACCAUGUUUGCCUUCAUAGAAGCAGAAGAAAUUGAGUUUCUGGACUGGCAAUUUUGUGUUCUGGGAAUUAAACAAGUGACAUAGCAGGAAUGAAGCCAUUUCCUAAAAUGUAGUUCUGCAUCACAGCUAGAAUUUGUUGUAUAGGAAGUUGGACAGCUAUCAUGAAUAUAAAGUUCUUCAGCCUGUGAUGCCUUGAUCAGCAUUAUGGAAUAGAUUUUUCUGGUGGGCAGGAUUAAUUUCUUAGCAUUUGGGAAAACUCCUUUAUGCUUUGUGAGAUGUCAGCACCUAAUGUGCCAAAAUGGCAGUUCCUUAAGUUGACUGAAGUCUAUACAGUUGUUGAUUUUGGUCCAUCAUUUAACAAGGGACAGUUAAGUAGUUUUUCCACAUCCAUUAUAUAAGCAUACAAAUAUUAUUGAAGUAUCUACUUAAAGUAUUUCCAUCUGAAAAAAAAAUAAAAUUAAUUCCACUUGGAAACUAAUCUUUUCGUUUCUCACUGGUCCCUCAUAUGAACGCACAGCAUUAUGCUUCCCACUUCUUAUUAAUGAUUAUAGUAUUUUUGUACAGUAUAUAACCUCAAUAAAGGAAGAGUAGAUUCUU